AUGGACUCAGGAUCUUAUUCAUCUUGCCCCUCAACCGCAGCUAAGCCUAAAAACUUCUUCAAACUUCAAGAAAAGAAUCCAAUCCUCAACGGCAGACCACUUGAAAAUACUAGCUCUCCCAUCUUUUUCUACCAUAGUGUCUUUGGCCAAUUUCUUUUUGCUGUCUACGAUGAAUUUUUAAGAGCUGAUUCUAUACAACAACUUUUCAUUCCUCCUGCUCCAUUCCUCGAAGAUUAUUUAAAUUCAACAGGUGAUGGUAUCUCAUCUUCUAUUUCAAGAAGAAAAUUAGAAUUGUAUUGUGAUUUUUGUGUAGUGCAUCAACAAUAUAUUAGGGCAGCUGAAAUUAACGAGUAUUUGGCACAGAAAUCAGGGGAUGAUCUACUUUUGAAAGAUCGAUUACGUUAUUUAAGUCAUGCUGUUGGGCACAUAGAAAGUGCAAAAGAAUCAAAUGAAAAUGAAAGAAGUGUAAUUGUUCUAUUACAAAAAUAUCGUGCAGAGUUCAAGAUUGCACAAAUUCAAUUUGACAUUCUACAAGAUAUAGAAAAAAUCUCAGAGGAAGAGUACAGUAAUAAUGCAACCUCCUUUAGAAAACCAACUAAAACUGAAUCAAUAUCACUACUUAAUCAACAUCUUUUAGAUGCAAAAACUUUAUUAAAUGACUUUAUUAUACCUUAUGAUUUAAAAGAAAGAAAAUCAGAGUUGACGCGAGUUUAUGUCUAA
Entrophospora sp. SA101 is the source of this 720-nucleotide messenger RNA. NCBI's taxonomy places the organism in Eukaryota, Fungi, Glomeromycota, Glomeromycetes, Entrophosporales, Entrophosporaceae. The record is from the annotation of a GenBank genome assembly.